Messenger RNA from Dromaius novaehollandiae (emu), 4718 nucleotides. RefSeq names its product VPS41 subunit of HOPS complex (gene VPS41). NCBI's taxonomy places the organism in Eukaryota, Metazoa, Chordata, Aves, Casuariiformes, Dromaiidae. Gene Ontology annotation, molecular function: protein binding. The transcript is spliced from 29 exons. The record is from RefSeq and is a predicted model, not a curated record. Gene Ontology annotation, cellular component: HOPS complex; late endosome. Gene Ontology annotation, biological process: vesicle-mediated transport; endosomal vesicle fusion; macroautophagy. The coding region runs from base 86 to 2710 and encodes 874 amino acids.
CCCCAAACCUCCAGACUACAUCUCCCAGAGUGCCCCGCACGGCGCCGGCUUCCUGCGCCUCACGUGACGGCUUGCCGGGCGCGCCAUGGCGGAAGCUGAGGAGAAGGAAACCAGGUCUCAUGAAGAAUCAACAGAUGAAUCUGAGGAAGAUGAAAGUGAAGAAGAACCUAAGCUGAAGUAUGAACGGCUUUCUAAUGGAGUGACUGAAAUUCUCCAGAAAGAUGCAGCCAGCUGCAUGACAGUGCAUGAAAAGUUUUUGGCACUGGGAACACAUUACGGCAAGGUUUAUUUACUUGAUGUCCAAGGGAACAUCACCCAGAAGUUUGACGUUAGCCCAGUGAAGAUAAAUCAGAUCAGCCUGGAUGAAAGUGGAGAACACAUGGGUGUAUGCUCAGAAGAUGGCAAGGUGCAGGUGUUUGGAUUAUAUUCAGCAGAAGAGUUUCAUGAAACAUUUGACUGUCCUAUUAAAAUUGUUGCUGUUCAUCCUCACUUUGUAAGAUCUCACUUCAAGCAAUUUGUAACGGGAGGAAAAAAGUUGCUGUUAUAUGAGAGAGGUUGGAUGAAUAGAUGGAAGCCUUCAGUUUUACAUGAAGGAGAGGGAAAUAUAAGAAAUGUAAAAUGGAGAGGACACUUAAUUGCUUGGGCCAAUAAUAUGGGUGUGAAGAUACUUGACAUGAUCUCCAAGCAAAGAAUUACCAAUGUGCCUCGAGACGACAUAAGCCUUCGGCCAGAUAUGUAUCCCUGCAGCCUUUGCUGGAAGGAUAAUUUAACGCUGAUUAUUGGCUGGGGAAAUUCAGUAAAGGUUUGCUCAGUAAAGGAACGGCAUGCCAGUGAAAUGCGUGACCUUCCGAACCGCUAUGUGGAAAUAGUUUUCCAGUUCGAAACUGAAUUCCAUAUCAGUGGACUUGCACCUCUCUGUGACCAGCUGGUUGUACUUUCCUAUGUAAAGGAGAUUUCAGAAAAAACGGAAGUGGAAUGCUGUGCAAGACCUAGACUGGAUAUUGUACAACCCCUACCCGAGUCUUGUGAGGAGGUCUCUUCAGAUGCGCUAACAGUAAGAGGAUUUCAAGAAAACGAAUGUAGAGAUUAUCAUUUAGAGUAUUCGGAAGGUGAAUCACUUUUUUAUAUCAUCAGCCCAAGAGAUGUAGUCGUGGCUAAAGAACGGGACCAAGAUGACCACAUCGACUGGCUUCUUGAAAAGAAGAAAUAUGAAGAAGCUUUGAUGGCAGCUGAGAUAAGUCAGAAAACCAUAAAAAAACACAAGAUUUUGGACAUUGGUUUGGCCUAUAUAAAUCACCUAAUGGAAAAGGGAGAGUAUGAUCUGGCUGCUCGAAAGUGCCAGAAAAUUCUUGGCAAAAACACAGACCUGUGGGAAUUUGAAGUUUACAAGUUUAAAGAAAUAGGGCACCUUAAGGCAAUUAGUCGUUACUUACCCAGACGGGAUCCAGUUUUGAAACCUCUCAUCUAUGAAAUGGUCCUGCAUGAGUUUUUGGAAAGUGACUAUGAGGGGUUUGCAACCCUGAUAAAAGAGUGGCCUGGAGAUCUCUACAACAACACAAUCAUAGUUCAAGCUGUAGUGGACCACCUGAAGAAAGAUCCUCAGAACAGGACUUUGCUGAGAACGCUUGCAGAGUUGGGAUUUUCCUACAUUCAGAUAUGUGGAAUCAUAUGUAUCACAACAUCUUUUUUGAUCAGGUAUACUUAUGACCAACGCUAUGGAAGAGCCCUAGAAAUUUACCUAACUCUGAGGCACAAAGAUGUCUUCCAGUUAAUCCACAAGCACAAUCUUUUCAGUUCUAUCAGAGACAAGAUUGUUCUGCUCAUGGAUUUUGAUGCAGAGAAAGCAGUAGACAUGCUUCUGGAUAAUGAAGAUAAAAUUUCUAUUGACAGAGUCGUUGAAGAACUAGAAAACAGGCCUGAACUACAGCAUGUGUAUUUGCACAAGCUUUUCAAAAGAGACCACCAUAAAGGACAACGAUAUCAUGAGAAACAGAUCAGCCUUUAUGCUGAAUAUGAUCGUCCAAAUUUACUACCAUUUCUCAGAGACAGCACACACUGCCCUCUAGAAAAGGCUCUUGAGAUCUGCCAACAGAGGAACUUUGUAGAAGAGACGGUCUAUCUUCUGAGCAGAAUGGGUAACAGCCGCAGUGCCUUGAAGAUGAUAAUGGAAGAACUGCAUGAUGUGGAUAAGGCUAUUGAAUUUGCCAAGGAGCAAGAUGACGGAGAACUUUGGGAAGACCUCAUCUUAUAUUCUAUUGACAAACCACCUUUUAUUACUGGUUUGUUGAACAAUAUUGGAACACAUGUUGAUCCCAUUCUUUUGAUCCACCGAAUUAAGGAAGGCAUGGAGAUUCCUAAUUUGAGAGACUCGCUAGUGAAAAUUCUUCAGGACUACAACUUGCAGAUCCUGCUGCGGGAAGGUUGCAAGAAGAUCCUUGUUGCUGACUCUCUUUCCUUGCUGAAGAAAAUGCAUCGAACUCAGAUGAAGGGUGUUCUAGUGGAUGAGGAGAAUAUCUGUGAAUCAUGCCUUUCUCCAAUACUUCCUUCAGAUGCAUCCAAGUCCUUCAAUGUGGUAGUGUUCCACUGCAGACACAUGUUUCACAAAGAGUGUCUCCCAGUAGCCAACACAGUCUCUCCUGUUCAGUUCUGCAAUAUCUGCAGUGCCAAACACAGAGGGCCAGGAAGUGCAAUCCUGGAGAUGAAGAAAUAAGAGUUCUCCAACUCUCCAAGCCAGUCUGUGACACCACUUCUAUUAGGGUCACACCGGGCCUUUGUAUUUUCUGCUAGUCAUCAUAGUUGCUGUAUAUAAUUCUGACUGGGAUUUAAAAAUGGUCUCUUUAAGUUAUCUCCCCCUUACUGAGCAUUUUUUUGGAAAGAGAAAAUUGAGAUCCCUAGUAAUUCUGUGUUAUGCAAUUCAUAUUUUGCUGUUCCUCUGCUCAGGUUGUUCUUUACUUAACACAGAAAACAGAAAAGGUAAAUAAAACAGGGGAAAAAAACAGUUUGGAAAUUUGUGAUUGGCAUCAGUUAACAUGCUUCACAAUCUGGAGCCAUUAUCAGGGUCAUGGUUAAAUAUUGUAGGUAAAGAUGAAUUCAGCUCACCAAACUACUUAGUCUUGUUUCAGUCUAUUACUGGACUGUUUAACUUGAGACCCAUGAGGAGUCUGACUGCUUUCAGGGGAAUUGCUUCCGGACUUGAAGCUACCUGUAUGCUCAAUCACAUAUUUAAUCAGCAAGUUCACUAACUGUUAAUUCCACACAUUGGGAAUGUACCUUGGCUGUAUGGUUACACAUUCGUAAUUUGUUAGAAACUGGUUACUUUGUCAGUUGAUCUUCAUAGUGCAGCAUGUAAACAGGUGGGAUUUUCUUAUGUUAAGUCUACCCUGAAACUUUAAAUUUAAAUGCUGGCAGUAGGUCUUUAUACUUCUAAGCAUAGUUGUAGUAUAUGACUUCAUUUAAGUGCAGAUAAAACAUCUGGGCUUUGAAAAAUAAGCUCUCCAAGAGUUUCUGUAGACAUUAGGAACUUAAAAGAGAACAGUCAAAUAAGCCUACUUGGUUGUAAACAAAAAACACAUUUAUUUUUAGUUUGGCCAGUGUUCUAUGAUGCAAAGGAGUUGAUCUUUCAGAAUUUCUUCAUAGUGGUGAAAUCUCUCUCUGAUGUUCUCUGAAAUUAAAUAUAAGCACCUCUUCCCAAGGAAGUCAUGUUUCAGAACUGCCAAGGUACUUUGCCUUUUUUUAAUAGCUGAAGUUUGAAAGGAAAAAUGCAUUGUUCCAACAGAAAAUCGUGAGAUUUACACAAGUAGUUAACAUCACAAGUUUUGAAACAACAGUAUAGUAAUACUGCAGUGUAUCUCUAAAACUGGAAAAUGUAGCACUUCACAGUUCUUCUAUACCUCGCUCGCAUGUAGGUACACCUUCAAAUAAUCUAUGUCAUAGAAAGCUGGGUUUCCAGCUUGUGUAAAUUCAUGCUAUUCUACUGAUAUCAUCCAGGCAUUCAGCAGAGCUGGUCUAGUAAUCCAGUACAUGAUUUUGUAGUCCUCUGUGUAUAUCUGUAUAAUUGAUACUGGAAUAAAAUAUUAAGUGUAGUAGAAAUACUAGGUUUUACUUUGUAUAGUUACAGAGGACAAAGCUGUCAGUAAAAGGGUGGAUCUCUCAAGUACACAGCCUUAUUCUAUUAUGAUAACACAUCUAAGAAAAAAUAAGAGAUAGUGCACAUUAAUUGUGGAUUUGCAGUAGAUUAAAUGAGAAGACGACCAGAGCAGGAGCUUUGUAGUGCAGGCGACAGUCUGCUUACAUCAGGCUUCACUCAUAAGAAUUGCACCUUCGCUCUGUAGCAGUUCAUUUGCAGUGGCUUGUACACAUUUUUAGGUAUAUUGUUCAUAUAUUUCUUCUUUACCACAUUUAUUGGAAAAGUAGCUUCUGAUUUUUUCAAAACUAAAUACUCCAGUAAGUUCAAGAGUUGUUUAAUCAUGAUAUUUGAGUGAUUGCAUGCCAGUAGACAAGUUCAGAAACUCCUUUAAAAAAAAAUCUCCUUUCUAGCUGUAGGAAGCUUUUCUAUACUAUACCUUAAGAACGAACUCUGCAAUGUAAUAAGCGGUCUGCUUGCAGAGGAGAAAGGUUAAUUAGGAACCAUUUCCUCUGCUCUUUUACAGUUAUGCCACAGGUGUUCUGAAGCUCAGAGUUAAAUGAUAAUUAAAAACAAAAUGAUUUUUUUACUUCAA